This is a messenger RNA of Exserohilum turcica Et28A, 734 nucleotides long. RefSeq lists its product as uncharacterized. Gene Ontology annotation, cellular component: mediator complex; core mediator complex. Gene Ontology annotation, molecular function: transcription coregulator activity. NCBI's taxonomy places the organism in Eukaryota, Fungi, Ascomycota, Dothideomycetes, Pleosporales, Pleosporaceae. The record is from RefSeq and is a predicted model, not a curated record. The transcript is spliced from 3 exons. The coding region runs from base 17 to 355 and encodes 112 amino acids. Gene Ontology annotation, biological process: regulation of transcription by RNA polymerase II.
GCGUCAGCCGACCAGCAUGGCCCAGCCGGGUAUCCACGACGUGCCUGGCCUGGGAGGCUACUCGCGCUUUGAGCUCGAACUCGAGUUUGUGCAGUGCCUUGCCAAUCCCGUCUACCUCAACUUUCUCGCCCAGCAAAAGACGCUCGACAGGCCCGACUUUGUCGCCUACCUGGCCUACCUGCAGUACUUCCAGCAGCCCCAGUAUGCCAGAUUCCUCCACCACCCUGGCCCGACGCUCCGUGCACUGCAACUGCUGCAGCAGGAGCGUUUUCGCCAGGACAUUCUGGCGCCGGGCCUGGUGGACCGCCUGGUCAUCCAAGGUCAGCGCAAUGCCGUGCCCGCUAACAAGGACUGAGCUGGGCUGGCGUGCGAGCGCGUGAGCGAGUGCGCGAGUGCGCGAGUGCCAGUGUGAGCCCACGUGGGCAGGGGGCGACGACGACGACGACGACGACGAGGGCAAGGCCGAGAGCGAGAGCGAGCCAGCGCCAAGCCGUCGUCGAUGAUCACGAGACCACGCCGCCACCGCCGCCUGUGGCUUAGUCACGGCCAAGUGCCCCCGGCGCCAGCCUGCACUCGACUAGCCACCAUGACCAGGCAUAUUGGCAGAGCUGAAAAUAGUAAAUAGAGCCAGCCAUGCCCACAACCAGGUACCCUACUGCUACUGCUACUGCUACUGCUACUGCUACUGCUACUGCUACUGCUACUGCUACUGCUACUGCUACUACCACUACCGC